AGGAAAACAAGCUGGAUUUGGGUUGUGUAGAGACUGACUGAUCACACUGCAAAUUACCACAGAGUGACCAUUCUCUGUGAGAGGCAUCUCCUUUUGGCAUUGCUUUAAUUGACCUCCAAGAGUCAUCACUUGGAUGGAGACACUUCCACGGUGGGGCACGCUUGGGAUCUGCAAAGUCCCAGGAAUAAACAUCAGAAACGUGCCCAGAGUGCUCGGUGAGGGAAAAUGCACUUUGAAGAUAUAAAAAAUUUAGCAGUUAAUCUUUUUCCUGGAGCCAGCGCUUGCUACAUCACAUCCAUUCCCGGUGCUGUCAAUCAUUAUCCAGCCAGCAUAUUGUUCAGAAGGUGGAGCUGUCAGGCAGAAGGAAUGAAAGGAAGUGACACCGGGAUUGGACAUGCACUGGCUAAAUACCUGGACAGCUUAGGCUUUGUUGUGUUUGCUGGGGUUUUGGAUAAGGACGGACCUGGAGCUGAGGAACUGCAGCGGAGCUGCUCUGGGAGGCUCUCUCUCCUGCAGCUGGAUAUAACCAAUGCCACUCAAGUCAAGGAAGCCUAUCUGAAAGUCUCAGAGAAGGUGCAAAGUGCAGGCCUCUGGGGUGUUGUGAACAACGCAGGCAUCCUGGGCUUCCCUGCUGAUGGUGAGCUGCUCCCCAUGAGCAACUACAGGCAGUGCAUGGAGGUGAAUUUCUUUGGGGCUGUGGAGGUGUCCAAGACCUUCUUACCGUUACUUCGGAAGUCGCAGGGGAGGCUGGUGAACAUGUCCAGCAUGGCAGGAGGCAUUCCACUGCCGAGGUAUGCUGCGUACGGUGCAUCAAAAGCAGCUCUGUCCAUGUUUUCUGGAGUAAUGAGGCAAGAGCUUUCCAAAUGGGGAAUUAAAGUUGCUGCAAUUCAUCCAUCAGGCUUCAGAACAGGUAUACAAGGCACAGCCGACCUGUGGGAUAAGCAGGAAAAGGAGCUGAUGGAGAACCUCCCAGCAGACACAAGGCAGGCCUAUGGUGAGGACUAUCUCCUGGGGCUGAGGAGCUACCUCCUCCACAUGCCCACCUGCUGUGACCCCGACCUGUCCCCUGUGCUGGGCGAUGUCCUGCACGCUCUGCUGGCCAGGAGACCCCACGGGCUCUACACCCCUGGCAAGGGGGCCUACGUGCUCCUCUGCUUCUUCUGCUGCUUCCCUCUCUGGUGCUAUGACUUCUUCAUUAGCAAGAUGCUGAGUGCUGAGGCUGUUCCAAGGGAGCAGGGAACAUCAGAAGAUGAGAGCAAAAACCUCUAAGGUGUCCGUCAGCACUUGUCUCGCUUGAUGAGAUAGCUGGGGAAAACUCUUUAUAUAAAGGACACUGCUAUUUAUUGUACUGUCUUCGUUAAGUUGAAUUUACACUGCCUUGCAAAGAGGUGAAUCUUUGUGUUAAGAGUGAUGUGGAAAAGCAGUGGAUAAACAGAAAUGGAAAGCUAUUCCCAAAUGGGGUAUUUUUUGAGGAAUUUCAGUGUUUUCCUGAUGUCUUUAUAGCCUGCCUUCUGUGUAAGGUAUCUCACGAAAUUAUAUGGUUCCUGUCUGCUUCACAAGGCAUCACCAGCACACAGACAGAGGCAUAGCCUGCUUUUGAAAACAAAACAUCCAUGAGAGCCAGUAACCUUCUUAAACCUUAUAAGGAGCUACAUAUAUUCCUAUCACUGGAGGGAUUGAGAAAUGUCUAAUGGAAAUUUUUCCCACUGCAGCCUAAUAUGUUUGAGGUUUGGGUUUUGGUUCUGUUGAACUUGUGAAAUGAUUGUAUUUACUCCCCCUGCCCAAGGUUUUUGAUUUAUAGUUGUGAAGUUUAGAAUGUGUUCUCUUUGCUAGACCAGGCAACAUAAAUUAGUUGGGGUGGGGGAUGAAUGAAGACAUAUCAAGACCUUUAUGAAGAAAUAAACAAUUUCCUUCCUACAGUAACAGUGAGUGCCAUAAUAAGUGUAACAGCUGCUGAUUUGAUGUGACUGUCUGGAUCUUUCUGUGCACUACCUGUAUGUACCUGUGCAUUUCUGAUUAUGAGCAAAGUCUCACCUCACCUCUGCUUUUUGUGCUAUUCCUCUCUCAGUUUUGGGUUUACAAGAGUCGUGUUUUUGCCCAUUUCUCCUGAUGCCUUCUUGUCUCCCUCUGCUUUGGGAGGAGUUUGUGCUCACUCAGUCUCCAUGAUGGCUUUACUGGAGUCCAGUGUCCAUCUUCUGAUAGACUGUGGUUGCUCCCCUUCCCUAAAUUCAUUUUGGGUGAUGCAUUUUCUUUUCAAAUGCUGAAAAAUUAAAAGUUAUCACAUUCUGGGUUUUAAAUGUAGAAUAACAUUUUUCACUUCCUUUCUGAGCAACUUCUGUCAUAAUCCUUGUGGUGUGAUGUCCUCUUGCAGCCAACUGAACAAAAUCACUCUUUAAUUUGCAUCUGUAGUGUUUAUUCAGUCACCUUCAUGGGUCUUAUACAUCAGUGCAAGUCUCCUAUAAAUGCACAGAGGAUGCUCAGAGGGCUUGGGCCACCUUUUUAAUCUGUGUCCCAGUGGGGAAAUCCUCCUGUCCUGUACAUUUUGUCACAAUUACUGCUUUUGCUGCUGAGGUUUAUCACCAGGUGGGUUUAUAUCAGUCCCCUGAUUACAGACUUUUGCUUUCCUCUGGGGAAGUGUGACAAAAAAACCGUUUCAAACUCAGAAAAUCUGGGACUAUUUCUCUCUCUCUGCCAGUCUAUUCCUUUAUCUAUUUCCCUAACUUUUUAUGUGUCAGCAAAAAGGCGUAAUAAAAAAAUAUUAACAUUUAGUAACUGCAUGGCUGUGACCCUUUCUGUCUUGUCUGACUCUUGGUGCUUUUUUGGGGAU
Messenger RNA from Myiozetetes cayanensis, 2827 nucleotides. It is a transcript of the gene HSD17B2, whose product is annotated as hydroxysteroid 17-beta dehydrogenase 2. Lineage: Eukaryota; Metazoa; Chordata; Aves; Passeriformes; Tyrannidae. Gene Ontology annotation, molecular function: oxidoreductase activity. The record is from RefSeq and is a predicted model, not a curated record. The transcript has 6 exons. The coding region runs from base 226 to 1269 and encodes 347 amino acids.